AUGGCGGCUCGGCGUAGUGGUGCGGUGGUGGCGGCGUUGAUGGCCGUGCUGGUCGGGCUCGCGGGCGCGGACUUCGCGGCGGACCGGGCGGAGUGCGCGGACAAGCUGAUGGGGCUGGCGACGUGCCUCACGUACGUGCAGCUGGCGGCGACGGCGCGGUCGCCCACGCCGGACUGCUGCUCCGGGUUCCGGCAGGUGCUGGGCGCCAGCAAGAAGUGCCUGUGCGUGCUGGUCAAGGACCGCGACGAGCCCACCCUCGGGAUCAAGUUCAACGUCACCCGCGCCAUGAACCUCCCCUCCGCCUGCAACAUCCCGGCCACCUUCUCCGACUGCCCAAAGAUCCUCAACAUGUCGCCGGACUCCAAGGAGGCCGAGAUCUUCAAGCAGUACGGGAUCGAGCACGAGGGCAAGAACGCCACCGCCGCCGGUGUACCUAAAUCUGUGGUGCUUUUGCAGUGUACCUCCGGCGGGAAGAGCGCCGACGCGGCGGCCGGCGCAGGGAGGCACGCGGUGGCCUUCGCCGUCGUCGUCUCGGCGCUGCUCGCCUCCCUCUUUGUUCUCGCGUGA
This is a messenger RNA of Triticum turgidum subsp. durum (durum wheat), 567 nucleotides long. Lineage: Eukaryota; Viridiplantae; Streptophyta; Magnoliopsida; Poales; Poaceae. The record is from the annotation of a GenBank genome assembly.